This is a messenger RNA of Jaculus jaculus (lesser Egyptian jerboa), 921 nucleotides long. RefSeq names its product isochorismatase domain-containing protein 1-like. The transcript has a single exon. The coding region runs from base 1 to 900 and encodes 299 amino acids. The record is from RefSeq and is a predicted model, not a curated record. Gene Ontology annotation, cellular component: cytoplasm. NCBI's taxonomy places the organism in Eukaryota, Metazoa, Chordata, Mammalia, Rodentia, Dipodidae.
AUGGCGGCGGCGGAGCCGGCUGUCCCGGCGCUGGCUGGCGGCGGAGGCUCGGGCGGCCGGACGCCGUCGGGCAGCAGCGUCCCGGUGCUCUUCUGCUUCUCCGUGUUCGCCCGACCUUCGUCGGUGCCUCACGGCGCGGGCUACGAGCUGCUCAUCCAGAAGUUCCUCAGCCUGUACAGCGACCAGAUCGACAUGCACCGCAAAUUCAUGGUGCAGCUCUUCGCCGAGGAGUGGGGCCAGUACGUGGACCUGCCCAAGGGCUUCGCGGUGGGCGAGCGCUGCAAGGUGCGCCUGGUGCCGCUGCAGAUCCAGCUUACUACCCUGGGAAAUCUUACACCUCCAAGCACUGUUUUUUUCUGCUGUGAUAUGCAGGAAAGGUUCAGACCAGCUAUCAAGUAUUUCGGGGAUAUUAUUAGUGUGGGACAAAGACUGUUGCAAGGAGCUCGGAUAUUAGGAAUUCCAGUUAUUGUAACAGAACAGUACCCCAAAGGUCUUGGAAGCACUGUUCAAGAAAUUGACUUAACAGGUGUAAAACUGGUUCUUCCAAAGACCAAGUUCUCAAUGGUGUUACCAGAAGUAGAAGCAGCGUUAGCAGAGCUUCCUGGAGUCAGGAGUGUUGUACUGUUUGGAGUAGAAACUCACGUGUGUAUCCAACAAACUGCUUUGGAGCUUGUGGGCCGAGGCAUUGAGGUUCAUAUUGUUGCUGAUGCCACCUCCUCAAGAAGCAUGAUGGACAGGAUGUUUGCACUAGAGCGUCUUGCUCGGACUGGGAUCAUAGUGACCACGAGCGAGGCUGUUCUGCUGCAGCUGGUGGCUGAUAAAGACCAUCCCAAGUUCAAGGAAAUCCAGAAUCUAAUUAAGGCGAGUGCUCCAGAGUCCGGUCUGCUUUCUAAGGUGUAGACUCUUUGAAGCACUGGUAUC